UUGCGCGGGUACGGGGGGCAGGUGAGGUGGCUGAGGGUGGUGUACGCGGCGUUCGAGGAGUACGCGGGUGACGCGGAGCGGCUGGUGACGCGGCCCGAGUCGGACCCGGACCGGUUCGACUACGUGGAGGGGUUCGCGUUCGUGAACGGGCCCGACCCGGUCAACGGCUGGCCCUCCGUGCCGAUCCCGGCCGGGUGCGGGUCCCGGUUCGACCCGGACCGGAUCCCCCCCGACUCGGGCCCGGUCCUCUACUGCCUCGAGCUCGCCCUCCACUACGACCACCGCGACCGCGACAACGUCGACGAGAGAAUUGGGAACAUGCUGCGCCCGCUCCGACACGUGCGGGGGCUCGAGUUCGCGGCGGACGUGUCCUACGUGGACUUCCUCUCACGUGUGAACUGCGCCGAGGAGGAGGCCCGGGCGAACGGGACCUGGGCCGCCCCGCACCCGUGGCUCAACCUCCUCGUGGCCGCACGCGACAUUCCCGGGUUCGAUCGCGAGGUGUUCAAGCGCGUGCUCAGGAAGGGCAUCGGCGGGCCCAUGCUCGUGUACCCGCUAGUGAAGAGCAAGUGGGACCCACGGACGUCGGUGGCGCUGCCGAAUAGCGAGGUGUUCUACCUGGUGGCGCUGCUGCGGUUCACGCGGCCGUACCCGGAGGGCCCCACAGCGGAGGAGCUGGUGGCGCAGAACCGCGAGAUCAUCCGCAUCUGCCGAUCCAACGGCUACGAUUUCAAGCUCUACCUCCCCCACUACGACACCCAGUCCGAGUGGGCCCACCACUUCGGCGACGGAUGGCCCAGAUUCGUCGAGCGCAAGGCCCGAUACGAUCCGAUGGCCCUCCUCGCCCCGGGCCAGAAGAUCUUCCCCCGGGCCCACGCGCCGCCGCUGGGCAGCUGAUCCCCCCACGGAUCACGGCCGUUCGCCUCGACCGCGACGGUCCUGAUGCGACGAUGAUGGUGCCCCCGCGAUUAGGUAAUGGUCGAUGAGGAUAAUGUAUAUGGGUUGUGGGGUGGGGUUGAAAAGGCGAUGAAAAAGCCUUCAUGGUGGGUUGGGUGAUGAUGAUGAUUCUCCCUGCAAUCUUUUCUUCUUUUCUCUCUCUCUCUCUCUCUCUUUCUCUUUUCUUUUAAAUUUUCUUCUUCUUUUUUUGGCUAAUUCUAUAUGGCCCCAAAUGCCAGUUGUAUUUCUUUUUCA
Ananas comosus (pineapple) is the source of this 1191-nucleotide messenger RNA. Its product is annotated as cytokinin dehydrogenase 11-like. The annotation marks the transcript as partial. Lineage: Eukaryota; Viridiplantae; Streptophyta; Magnoliopsida; Poales; Bromeliaceae. Gene Ontology annotation, biological process: cytokinin metabolic process. The record is from RefSeq and is a predicted model, not a curated record. The transcript has 3 exons. Gene Ontology annotation, molecular function: flavin adenine dinucleotide binding; cytokinin dehydrogenase activity.